ACGCGAAUUUACUGCACAGUUCUGACCCAGAGCAACGGGAACCGUACCCUAUCCAAUCGAAUUUCGCACUCUACACCAUCACAAUCAUUUGUCCCCCCCCUUCUUUUACACUUUGCAUUGCUACUACAUACACAUUCAUUCAUCGUAAACAUGCGAUUGUCAACCUUUGCCUUGACGGCAGCAUUGGUUUCCACCCCUUUCACCACAGCAUUGGAGUCAAGUUUCAAACAAAAAUUAGCACAUAGAAGUUUAGUCUCUCUGGAAUCAAGAGAUCCAACGGGAAAUUUUGAUCAAUUAUACCUAGCUUCAAAUUAUCAAAAUGGUUCAACUGCACCAGGAGCUGCUGCAAACGAUAAUGCAGGUCAACAAGUCGUAGUCGGAGGAACGGGUGCUGAUGAUGACAGUCAAAGGCCAGGUUGUGAUACAAUCUUUAUCAAUACUGCUGCUGUAAACGGAAGCGAUACUGGCGGUUGGACUGAAAUUCCAAACGUUUUAGGUUUUUAUGUUGAUCGUAAUAUCACCUAUGGCACAGCAACAAUGCCAGUCUUUGUCGAAGCAAACAAAGAUCUUACCAAAGUAAAACGUGUCAUCAUCGGUCAACCUGGGAAACCGCGUGAUGCAUGGAAGUAUUCCAACCUGUUCCGUAAUUCACUCAAUUGUGCAGUUGCAAACACAAGUAUGGCCGUUCAAUGGAAUGACGUCUUGGUCACUGCACCUGUUUGGCUCGAUAUGGAUGAUCAUAAUGCAGGUGCAGGUAACCCAACAGAUUUGUACUUUUCUGACGGUGGCUGGAACCAAGGCAGUAAAGCACAAGGACCGGGAAAUGCUGAUGCAAGCUCUUUUGAAGUACUUGAUAGUUUGGUCACACGAUUUGCCAAUCAAUCAGAAUUCCCUGCUUUGACAAGUAUUAUCGUUGCCGGUCACUCUUUGGGUGGCUCUGUUUCGCAAAGAUAUGCAAUGUUACGCAACAAUGAUUCCAGUACGGAAGCUUUGGUCAGCUAUUGGGUGGGAAAUCCAGGUGCCUACGUUUGGCCUUCUCCUCAACGUCCCGUCACUCCAUCAAACACAUCUUGCGCAAGUGAAGUGGAUGAUUGGUCAUAUGGUGUUGCAGGCGGCUUGCCAGCAUAUGUGAAAGGCAAACCUGCUCCUGAUACCUUCUAUGCACGUUACCGAACCCGAAGAAUUCAAUAUGCUUUAGGUUUGGCAGAUUUUGGACCAGGUGAUACUCAUUGUGAAGCACAAUAUCAAGGUUCAAGUCAUUUGAACAGAGGUCAAAAUAUGCAAAAAGCGUUGCAAGCUAUGGCAGGUGGAAUGCCUAGCACGCAAUCGUUCAACUACGUUCCCAACACCAGUCAUGAAGAUUAUUUGAUGAUGAGCGAUCCCAAUUCGCAAUCAUACCUCUUUGUAGAAGGAUUGACCGACCCACGUCCUUCCGGUACCGCAUCUUCCAGCAGUGGCGGCAGUAGCAAUAGCAAAUCUGGAUCCAAAUCUGGCUCUAGUUCUGGUGGCAGCAACUCAUUAAAAUCCGGCGCAGGUGUGUUGGAGAGUAUGCAAGGUUUGAUGUUGAGCAUUGUUUUCGUUGUCGCUUGCAUUGUACUCUAAACAGUGUCGUCUAUUUAGACAAUCGUUGUACUGGUUAUACAAGAUUUUAUUUCUUAUCUCGUCAUCAUGGACAAUUUAUUUUCUACACAUUCAUAUUGGACUCUUUAAUAUUGACAACCUAAUAUACAUCUAUCAUAC
Messenger RNA from Meira miltonrushii, 1740 nucleotides. RefSeq lists its product as uncharacterized. The record is from RefSeq and is a predicted model, not a curated record. NCBI's taxonomy places the organism in Eukaryota, Fungi, Basidiomycota, Exobasidiomycetes, Exobasidiales, Brachybasidiaceae. The transcript has a single exon. The coding region runs from base 151 to 1602 and encodes 483 amino acids.